This is a messenger RNA of Wyeomyia smithii (pitcher-plant mosquito), 1080 nucleotides long. RefSeq lists its product as uncharacterized. The record is from RefSeq and is a predicted model, not a curated record. The coding region runs from base 1 to 1080 and encodes 359 amino acids. Lineage: Eukaryota; Metazoa; Arthropoda; Insecta; Diptera; Culicidae. The transcript has a single exon.
AUGGUAGAGGAGGCGAAUAUCGUACGGCAAAAAAUUGCUCGUUUGAUGGGGGACGAAAAACUGGAAAAACGACUUCUCGUUCCGAAUCUGAGGGUAGCAUCUCUAUAUUGGCUCCCAAAAAUUCACAAGAAUCCAAUAGCAAUGCGCCCGAUCUCCUCCAACAUAUGUACUCCAACGGAAAAAAUGACUGCGUGGUUAGUUAGUGAAAUUAAAAAAUUCCUAAUAAACCAUGGUAAAACCGUAAAAAACGCUUUGGAACUGGUCGAGCAAAUCAGAGACUUGCAAGUUCGCCGUAAUGAAAUUCUGGUGUCUUUCGAUGUCGCUGCGUUGUUCCCAAGUGUGCCAGUCACAGAUGCACUGCGAAGCCUACGUCAUCAUUUGGAACGUCAGCGUGUUCCAAUAAAUCAAAUAGAAGCUUACCUUUCGGUGGCAGAAGUUUGUAUGAAACAAAAUGUGUUCCAAUUCCGGGGAAAGUUUUACAAACAAGUCUUCGGACUUAGUAUGGGCAGCAAAUUGUCCCCGUUGCUAGCUGAGCUUUUCAUGAAUGACUUCGAAGUUGAAUCACAAAAAGAUAAACUCUUCCCCCGAGUUUGGAAAAGGUAUGUAGACGAUGUUUUUGCCCUUGUCAAAGAACGAUAUUUACCCCAAACAUUAAACCUACUAAACUCAAAACACGCCUCAAUAAAUUUUACCGUUGAAAAAGAAAAAGAUAAAAAACUGCCUUUCCUGGAUUUGUUAAUCACGAAAAAAGAAGACGGCACUUUGAAAUUCGGCAUCUAUAGGAAACCGACGUCUACAGACCGCUACAUAACAGUGGACUCCAACCACUUUGGCGCCCAGAAACAAUCGGCCUUUCACGCCAUGGCGCAUAGACUCUUUAACAUUCCUUCGGAGAAAGAUGAAUUUGAAGCGGAAAAGGACAGAAUCUACAAAGCAGCCGAAGAGAAUGGUUUUAACAGGAUAUUGGUUCAAAAAAUACUUCGGAAACAUGAACGGAAAAACACCGACAAGAUGCAACCACACUUCAACCGGAAAAAGAAAUCCCCACCAGAAUCAGCUUGCCGUUCUACCCAGUUCUAA